GGACUGCCUAUGGCUGCAGUAGCAGGAAGAGAAGCUCUCAGAAGGUGCACAUUCCUCCUUGUUCAUUUUAAGUAGCUUCAAAAGUUGCUGUUGAUGAUGCCUGAAGUUGCUUUGGAGGGAGAAAACCAACAGUGAGAUCAAGAAUUGUUCUCUAAUGAUCUUGCUUCACCAUGGCUACAAAUAUGGAGGGGCUGGUUCAGCACAGAGUGGGGACCCAGCAGGUGGCUGAGGUACCACGGACACAGACCUCUCGGCCGGAAUCUCCAGGGAUGACCAGCCCCUCCCCACGCAUCCAGAUAAUCUCCACCGACUCUGCGGUAGCUUCACCUCAGCGAAUUCAGAUUGUAACAGACCAGCAGACAGGACAGAAGAUCCAGAUAGUCACCGCAGUGGACGCCUCCGGAUCCCCCAAGCAGCAGUUCAUCCUGACCAGCCCAGAUGGAGCUGGAACUGGGAAGGUGAUCCUGGCUUCCCCGGAGACAUCCAGUGCCAAGCAGCUCAUAUUCACCACCUCGGACAACCUUGUCCCUGGCAGGAUCCAGAUCGUCACGGACUCUGCUUCUGUGGAGCGCUUGCUGGGUAAGGCCGACGUCCAGCGGCCGCAAGUGGUAGAGUACUGUGUGGUCUGUGGCGACAAAGCCUCCGGCCGGCACUAUGGGGCUGUCAGUUGUGAAGGUUGCAAAGGCUUCUUCAAAAGGAGUGUAAGGAAAAAUCUGACCUACAGUUGCCGGAGCAACCAAGACUGUAUCAUCAAUAAACACCACCGGAACCGCUGUCAGUUUUGCCGGCUGAAAAAAUGCUUAGAGAUGGGCAUGAAGAUGGAGUCUGUGCAGAGUGAACGGAAGCCCUUUGAUGUGCAACGGGAGAAACCAAGCAAUUGUGCUGCUUCAACUGAGAAAAUCUAUAUCCGGAAGGACCUGAGAAGUCCUCUGAUAGCCACUCCCACGUUUGUGGCAGAUAAAGACGGAGCAAGACAAACAGGUCUUCUUGAUCCAGGGAUGCUUGUGAACAUCCAACAGCCUUUGAUACGUGAGGAUGGUACAGUUCUCCUGGCCACGGAUUCCAAGGCUGAAACAAGCCAGGGAGCUCUGGGCACACUGGCAAAUGUAGUAACCUCCCUUGCCAACUUAAGUGAAUCCCUGAACAAUGGUGACACUUCGGAAAUGCAGCCGGAGGACCAGUCUGCAAGUGAGAUUACUCGGGCAUUUGAUACUUUAGCUAAAGCACUUAAUACCACAGACAGCUCCUCACCUCCAAGCCUAGCAGAUGGGAUAGAUGCCAGUGGUGGAGGGGGCAUCCAUGUCAUCAGCAGAGACCAGUCCACACCCAUCAUCGAGGUCGAAGGGCCCCUCCUUUCAGACACUCAUGUCACAUUUAAGCUCACGAUGCCCAGCCCGAUGCCAGAGUACCUCAACGUGCACUACAUCUGCGAGUCAGCAUCCCGCCUGCUUUUCCUCUCCAUGCACUGGGCCAGGUCAAUCCCAGCCUUUCAGGCACUUGGGCAGGACUGCAACACCAGCCUGGUGCGGGCCUGCUGGAACGAGCUCUUCACCCUCGGCCUGGCCCAGUGUGCCCAGGUCAUGAGUCUCUCCACUAUCCUGGCAGCCAUUGUCAACCACCUGCAGAACAGCAUCCAGGAAGGUAGGGCUGGGGCUGUGGGGGAGCGUGUCUUGGUUCAUGCUGGCCCCUUGCAAACUGGCCGGCCACAGUGUCCCACAGCUUCCACAGGCUGAGGGUAGCUUAGCUUUUAAGUCCUGGGGCCUUUACCAAUG
This is a messenger RNA of Leptonychotes weddellii (Weddell seal), 1772 nucleotides long. Lineage: Eukaryota; Metazoa; Chordata; Mammalia; Carnivora; Phocidae. The record is from RefSeq and is a predicted model, not a curated record.